AUGUCUGAUACUGAAGAAAUUUUGAAAAGAAAAUUAAACGUCCAAGAAUUAAAACAACCUACUCCUCCUCAAAGAAAGAAACCUGGUCGAAAACCAAAUCCUGCUUCACCAGCAUUACGAAAAGCUCAGAAUCGUGCCGCUCAACGUGCUUUCAGAGAACGAAAAGAACGUCAUCUAAAAGAUCUCGAAAAUACUAUUAAAUCCUUGAGGGAAAGUCAAUAUCAAUCCGCUGUUAAAACUUAUCGUGAAAGUCAACAAUUACGUUCAUUAGUUGAACGACUUCGAAAUGAAAAUCUUUAUUGGAAACAAGUAUCAGUUAACUUUGAAGUACUUUUAAAUAAUUUAUAUGGUGGUACUGAUGCUACUUCAAAGAUUAAAGAUACUGUAUUAUCACGUAUUCAAUUUAGUUCACCUUCCUUAAAUCCUUCAUCAAAUCCUUUAUUAAAUAAUCAAAUGCCUAUUGAAAUGAGUAGAAAUUUACAAUCAUUUCAAUUAAUUAAUAAUAAUGUAUGCAGUUUUUUAUCACCACCAAACAGUACUAUCUCUUUAUCACCAGAAUCUUCAGUAACGAAAAGUCCUCCUACUUCACCUGGUUUGGAUUUGAAUGAUAAUAAUUUGGAUUCAUCUACUAUACCGGCAAAUAUUUCAGAAAAUUUUGAUGGUUCGGAACUUUCAAAACCUUUUAUUCUACCAAAGUCUAAUAAUGAAAUAUUGAUAAAUAAUGACUUAUCUACACCUACUUCUGAUCUUAUUGUUCAGAAUUCUGAAUUGAUUUCAGAUUGUAUAAUCGAUGACAAUUAUGGUAUAUUCACCUCUAACGUUGAUGGAUCAAGAGACAUUUAUCCAAAUUCAAUUACAAAUUUUAAUAAUAGUAUCGUUCUUACAAAAUCAGAAAUAUCAAGUGAUUUAUUUAAAGAACUUGAUCAAUGUGUUCGAUUAGCUAAAUUAGUUGGAAUAACAGAUUUUUAUAAUACACCUGUUAAUCCAAAAUUAAAAUAUCCUCUUACAGAAGCACAAUUAUCUUAUUUGGAAUUACCUCAUGAUAGAAGAAUUGAUUUAAUUCCUUGUCUUCAUUUACGUUCAAGAAUGAUUCAAUAUCAAAAUAAUUUUGAUCUUUAUGAUUUAAUUGAAUUAUUAAUUACAAAAUCAAUUUGUCAUGGUGAUCCUCUUGACCCUGAUUCAUGGCAAUUACCAGAAGAAUUCUUUUCAAAUUAUAAAUAUUUGGUAUUUCAACAUUGUAGACUUAAGAGUACUUUAUAUCAAAUGCAUGGUCAAUUACCUCAAAAUUUUGCAGAUACUUAUGAAACAAUGUUAACACGGAAA
Molecule: messenger RNA, 1323 nt
Organism: Scutellospora calospora
Lineage: Eukaryota; Fungi; Glomeromycota; Glomeromycetes; Diversisporales; Gigasporaceae
Source: the annotation of a GenBank genome assembly